Messenger RNA from Paramuricea clavata, 2033 nucleotides. The record is from the annotation of a GenBank genome assembly. NCBI's taxonomy places the organism in Eukaryota, Metazoa, Cnidaria, Anthozoa, Malacalcyonacea, Plexauridae.
AUGAAAGUAAAACCUCAGAUUGUGUUCCUACUGGCCGUGGUAUCACUUGCUGGUGCAUACUCGCGUCCACGGCGUCAGGCCUGUGUCCCCCCACCACAAGGUCCUGUCCCGCUCCCCCCUGGUGUCCCUCCACCCGUGUGUCGUGGCCCUUGUGAAUGUUCAACCGCGAAUUGCCCAGGAGGUCUGGUGACUGGUGUGUGUGACUGCGACUGCGCUGUUUGCGCGAAACAGAAAGGUGAGUCUACAGGUCACUGAUGCCGCUACUGAGAUGUCGAGUUAAGAGUGCUACUUAUUAAUUGGGCAUUAAAAUAGCGUGUUUUUUGACACACUUUGUGUCCUUGUAAAGGGAAAAUGUGUCCUUGUAAACUGAAUAGUGUGUACUUGGGACAGUCAGUAGUUGGUCUUGGGAAGAAAGGCCGGAAAAUCCAUGCAUUUCCAGCUAUUUCCCACAACAAUUUUGUUUAAAGUAAUCAUGCGGUUAGUGCCUGAUGAUAGCCAGAUAUACAUUUCUGGUUAAACUAUUUCUGGUUUUUCUGUCAUUAUAACAUAUCAAGAAACGCCUGUAAAAUCACCAACAGCUUCAAUUAUUUUCCUAUAGUAUAGGCGGUUUCAUGGUAAUGGUCAAUAUCCACAGAAAUCAUGCUACAAAAAUCAGGACUCGCUUUUAAGGAUUCACAUUAGACAAUUUCAGUACUAGUAGACUGCAUGAUUUAUGUACUUGUUAGAUUGCCUCAACCAUUGGUCUAAACGGCCCAAAAGUGCCGAAAACUGCUCUUCUGUACUUGACCCCCAAAUUUUAAAAUAUUUACUGAUACCGCACUGAAAUGUAUGCGUUAGUACAUUUGCGUAACCAGGAUGUUACCUAUUUGAAACAAAAGGCACUGAACUUUAAGGAGUAUUCAAUAAGCCUUUUUCUUAUUUGACGAGUAUUUGUGCUCAAGCUAGUCGGCGUUCCUCACUUCCAAGUGAUUGUUGCCCUUGGCGUGGGCGGGUAAAGAGUGCGGUCCUUGUAAAAAUAUUUAUUUUCUUUAAUGCCUGCAGUGCAACUGUAGGUCAAGGGUAGGAUAUGAUCAAUUUGCAUAACAUAAUAUUUCAUAAAUUUAUUUGGAUCAAUAAAUAUAUAGUCGUACAGAACUUUAAAAAACAAAGUAAGGUCUUUCAAAUUACUCAGUAUCCUGUAAUUGCAUGGAGUGUUCCAUUGUCUUUUCAUUGUUCUCAAUGCCAUCCAGUCAUUGUUUUGAAUAAUUUUAGCAUUUAUGCCGAGACAACUGUGGAUUGAUGGGGAAUACAACUGCCUGAAAAAUACAAGGAGAACUUAAUUCGACGUUUCGAGCGAAGGCCCUUCGAGGCGAGAAAUUAGUGACACGAAUUAGAGUACAGCACUCAGUUGCAAGGAAAGAACAUUGGGACUCCUAAUUCUACCUUUAUUUUUAAGGUGAUUGUUGCGGUGGGUGGAAAGAUUACGAAGGAAAGUGCGAUGUUGGUCUCUUUUGUCGUCCGCCUGCCCCUGGUCCAGCGUUGCCUCCAGGCCCCCCAUCCCCCGGUGGACUCCCUCCGUCAAUUCCAGGGGGCAUCCCUAACCCUGGUAUGUGUGUAGUAAGGUGGGUGAUUGUUUUGAAAUUGUUUGGACACCCGCUUUUCUAACUGUUCUUCGUGGAGGUCCAGAACGAGUAAGCCUUAUAACUCCAGUGCAACCGGCUACAGGCGGAAACCUAAACCAACUCUCCGCAGUUUGCAUUCACUGUCCACAUAUACAGGGUGUCCCCAAAAAAGUACCCUCUACUGUAUAGAAAUUAUCCUAUUGUCAUAAUUUGAAUGCCUGAGCACUAUGCGCUGGACACAAGAGUACGUAAACACAAUUGAAUUGAAUUUUUAAUUACCAGUCGCAUAAAAUCCUGUGCUUAACAACAAUAGGAUAAAUUUCUAUAGAAGGUACUUUUUUGGGGGACACACUGUACAACAGCCAUUAUGUGACGUACAACUUAAAGUUUUCACUGGAAACGAGUAACGAGAUUUUUUAUUUCAGAAAUUGA